CAGGUGGGCGACAGGGUCCGGGUGCUCUUUGGCCAGGAGAAGGGUAAGCUGGGCAUCGUCGGCCGUGUCAUCUCCGAGAAAAACCAGGUCGUGGUGACGGGCGUCAACCUGGCGCGCAGCUUCUGGCACCCGGAGCCAGGGCCUGGCAAGCCCUCGAUAGUCUCGGUGGAGUGCCCCAUCCACGCCGCCUGCCCAGCGAACGAUCCCCCGCGCGGCAGUCCCGCCACGCCCGCCGGUUCCCUCACGCCCGCGGCUGUCCCGCCGGCCCCCCUCGGGAGGCACGGACGGGCCGGGCGCCGUGGGAACAGUUCCAAGGCGACGCGCAUCAAGCGGAGGUACAUGAUGGACGGCACCUGCGUCCGCAUUUCGAAGGUCUCGGGCAGUGCCAUGCCGGCCCCCGUGCCUGUGGGCGUCAACGAGCGCGAGCAGCUCUACGCUCUGCACGAGGCCAAGUGGCUCCGGGAGGACAAGUCCAGGCGCGGACCGCCCAAGGAGGACUUCUUCGGCAACAAGUCGCCCCCUGCCCUCCCCUUUAGAGACUGUUCUUUUGAAGGUGCCGAUCCUGAAAAAACGGCAUCUUGAAACGCGCAUACCGAUCAUACGCUGUCGGAGGCGCGCACGUAUUUCUUGCGUCGCCGCUGGGCCCUCCGUGGCGGAGCCUCUGGCGCCGCCCCCGACGCCGCCCCAUGCCGCCGCCCGCCUCCGGCGCCGCCCGCGGCGCUCUGCGCGCCAGCAGCGGGGCGUCCAGCGCCGACCUGCGAGAUGCGCGCGGGCCUCCGAGAGCUGCCGUUGGCGCCGUGUUCCGUUCUUUGACCCCCGCCGCUCUGGUGGGGACGCUCGAGACGCUCCCCCGAUGUUCGGGCCGGCGCCUUUGACGCGCCGGGAGGCGCUGGCAUUGAGGCGCUAAUCAUUUUGGGCUUACCACCUUGUUGGCGCCCGCCAGUCUGAGAGCCAGAGAGCCAUGUGUCCAGGCAUGUGCACAGGCUCCGCCAGUCUAGUCUGAGAGCCAUCCUGCCACGGUACGGACACGCCUCCGAAUAUUGUCAG
Prorocentrum cordatum is the source of this 1047-nucleotide messenger RNA. The record is from the annotation of a GenBank genome assembly. Lineage: Eukaryota; Dinophyceae; Prorocentrales; Prorocentraceae.